Priapulus caudatus is the source of this 3348-nucleotide messenger RNA. RefSeq names its product tubulin polyglutamylase TTLL4-like. Lineage: Eukaryota; Metazoa; Priapulida; Priapulimorpha; Priapulimorphida; Priapulidae. The transcript has 14 exons. Gene Ontology annotation, biological process: protein modification process. The record is from RefSeq and is a predicted model, not a curated record. Bases 212 to 1762 code for a protein of 516 amino acids.
UGACUGUGGUCAACCAGCCUGAAGCUGAACAAAGUCUUACAGCAAUAACUAUUAGGAAACCACGACAGACAAUCAAAACUGUUGAAGAAAUGGCACGUGUUACUAGUGACAACUAGUAUGAUACUAUUGGUAUGGUGACAAAGGAGUGGAAGUACAGUGACGUUUGUGAUAACCCUUUUUAUGAGGAUUGACUAUAUGAAAUAGGCUGAAGAUGGCUUUCACGGUCCAAAACUACAAUCCCUUUCCAGGUACUCGGCUUGCUAGAAAUCCACCAAUGCUAUACAUCUGUGUAGGAGUGCUAGCAUGUGGUAUUAUUCUUACUGCCCUAAAUGUGUAUGAAUUAAGGAAUAUGCAAAGAGAGCACUUUGAUGGUCACAAAUAUGGUCCUGUUGCUGAGGGGCGAGAGGAGGCAGUCAGACCAAAAUACUGGCUGUAUGGAAAAAGGCUGGACAGUGGGUAUCUGAGCCAUGUGAUGGCUGUAUUUGACAGAACUGGCUAUGCCAGAGGAGAUGAAAAUACUGAGGACUGGGAUGUGCUAUGGGCACAUGACUACCCUUUCCUGAAGCUUGCAGACAAAUUGCACUCCCUGGAACCCCAUCAAAAGGUGAACCAUUUCCCUGGAUCUGGAUGGGUUACAAACAAGGUGGAGUUAGCCAGAACACCCUUGACUCACAUUCCACCAGCAUUUAAGAUGCCCCAUGAAAGAGAGAAACUCAUAGCACACGCAAAUAAACAUCCUGAGAAGCUUUGGGUGCAAAAAAAUAGCAACCACCGUGGGAUCAAGAUACAAAAAAUUGCAGACUUGGAUCUAAAGGCAGAAGGGACGUUUGUACAAGAAUACAUUGCAAAACCACUGCUUAUAGAUGCAAGGAAAUUUGACAUUGGAGUGUACGCUGUAUUAACGUCAAUACGUCCUCUGCGACUAUACUUGUACGAUGAAGAUGCACUGUUCAGAUUUUGUCCAAAAGAUUAUCAUCCCUUUGAUCCUGCAGAUUUGAAGAGGUAUGUGGUAGAGGAUGACUACACGCCUAUGUGGAAGAUGCCAUCCUUGAAACAUUAUUACACUGAUCUUGGCUUCUCAUUUAAAGAGUCAUUUAAUAUGUAUAUGAAGAGUAAAGGGCUCAACCCAGAUCGUGUGUGGCAACAAAUUGAUGAGUCUAUCAUAGAGGUCUUCACAUCAAAGGAAAAUCAGCUCAUCCAGUCGACCACAAAUUACAGAUCAACCCGCAAUUUCUUUGAAAUGAUGCGGUUUGAUUAUGUUCUGGAUGAGGAAUCAAAUAUCUAUCUAAUGGAGGCAAACAUGUCACCGAAUCUAUCCUCGGCUCACUUUUCUGACAACAGGCUACUGUAUGAGCAAGUUAUCUACAACUUGUUAUCACUAGUUGGUGUGGCUCGUCACAUCUCUCACGACAGCUUACGUAUCAGAUCAAAUGAUGAGGUAAACAUGCAGGUAUCAGAUAAGAACAUACUGGUGAGUCUGGAUGUUUGUGCGAGUGAUGAAUGCCAGGAUUGCUCUGCUCUGAAGUGCAAGGUGUGUCGAAGUUGUCUGACAAUAGAGGACAAGCUUCACUUGAAGCAAGCAUUCUUAGAGCACUCCAACAGACUUGGCUGCAGGCGCUUGUAUCCCAGACCGAUGCAUCAUCUAAGGACAAAUACACGUGCAGCUGAGGACUGGUUGCCUAGCAACAUGAGUGUAUCCAACAAGUUGAUGCACCUUUGGUUUUACGGGAAAUGUCAACAAGAUGUUCAAUGGUGUUCAUAAGGAAAUAUAUAUAUACUCACGCGCAACUCUCUAUUUGCUAAAUCAGUAUCGUUACUAUAUUUUAUUACCUACACGUUACCCACCUUACCCACCUAAGUUAACCUACACGUUAUAUAUAUGUUAUAGAUUAAUGCCACAAUUAGCUAGCAAUCAAAAGUACAUUUCUGAAAAAUGGAACGUUAAAUAAUAUACUGCUGUAUGGGGUCAUUUAAAUGAGUGUACAUAUGUAUGAUGAUCUGAUUGGCUAUGCUUAAUAAGCUGAAGGUCUAAUUUGCUUCUGAUAAUGGAUUGUGUCUUUUGAGAUUUUUUGGUAUUAAAAUUUAGGUCCAGUGCUCCAAAGUACAAGUACUUUAACAAAAGAACGCUGUAUGGGGUAGCAUUAACGGCGGUAUUACUGUAUUGUACUAGAGGAAAGUGGUACACUCAAAUUCAAAUCAUGCAACUGAGAAGAUAUUAUUGAAUGAUCACAAUUUUUACACAUUUAGUAGAGUAGCUUAUUUAUAUGUAUUGACGUAAACAAUGCUGUUUAGUAUGGUGGCAAAUAUUACCUCAACAUUACUUGAUGAUAGACAUUUUAGACAUUUGGUGCUGUCCAUGCUUGUGGACUUACGGAAUUAUUCGGUAAUUCUGCCAGGCUUCGAUAGGGAAAACAGACACAACCCGCACUCUUAGAAUGCUAUAAUCUUUGAAUGCUUCAUGCCGGCCGCGGCUGUGGGUGGGGGCAUGUCAUGUAUCACUUGAGCUUUUACUUCAUUUACUUUCACGCGUUUUCCGUGAUGCAGUGUCUGUAAGAUAAUCUCACUUAUUCCCAUUUGUUGCUUAUUCUCGUUUAGGGGAAUUUUCUUCUCUGUGCGUUUUAAGAACGUUUAUCAACUUAUUGAUUUUUAUCAGCCUUGUACUGUUUUCGUAAACACCCUGGGAUGAUUAUGUUCUCGGCAACACUAAGCAUGCCAUCUCCCGCUGCCUUGUCUAGCCUGCGCUGGAAAAUUUUGCUUGAAACUAUAAGAAAUAUAACUAAAGAAUUAACUCGUGUAAUUUAAAAUGAAAUCAUUUUUACUUACAAUAUUCUGCCCUUCUACAUGAAAUUGUAGGCAGCUGUUUGAGUUAGCAUCAAGAAUCUAUGUCCAUCAAGAACCUAUCGUUGUCACGCGGGUUGCAAAUUUCCCAUGUUCCAGUCCUAGUUCCGUGUGCAAUUUUUGUUUCAUCUUUGUUCAAAGCUACUGAUGUUUGCCAGAACGAAACAUACACGGUGUUUCGUAAUUUAAGUAAUUAAACUUUCAAAUUUAGUAAAUAGUGUAGCGAUCACUAGCGUGGCUAUACAUGUGCAAAGCGAUCUUAUAAUGAUCUUAUUUUACAGCAAUAACCUAGUGUGUUUUUAGCUCAUCUGACGUAGUCGGGUGCAGCUUGUAGAAUCGCAUGAUCGUCCGUCCGUCCGUCCGUUCGGCCGUUCGUGCGUCCGUCAACAGUUGGGCACAAAUCUAAGCGGCUCGCCGUACGGAUUCAUAAGUCGGAACGUGGGGGGGGGGUAAUCCGAAAACGAGUUGGGAUGUCGAAGCUGGGGGUCAAAGGUCAAAGAUCAAGAGGUG